UGCCACGGAGGGAUCAGGAGCUGCCAGCAGUGCUGCCGCUGUGUCCCCAUUCCGCGUCCCAAAGGAGCAGCCAUGCCGCCCCGCUGGGCCUCGCUGCUGCUGCUGGCCUGCAGCCUGCUGCUGCUCGCUGUGCCCCCCGGCACCGCCGGCCCCUCGCAGCCCACCUACCCCGGGGAUGAUGCUCCCGUGGAGGACCUCAUCCGCUUCUACAACGACCUCCAGCAGUACCUCAACGUGGUCACGCGGCACCGGUACGGCCGGCGGUCCAGCAGCCGGGUGCUGUGCGAGGAGCCCAUGGGUGCUGCUGGGUGCUGAGCACGGGAUGCAGCGCUGCCUGUGGGGCCCAGCAGUUCCCCGGGGGUGGCUGCAACACCCGCAGCCCCCACAGCCCCCCUCACACUGCCCCCCACCCCAACAAUAAACCCCAUUGCAGCCAC
This is a messenger RNA of Gallus gallus (chicken), 437 nucleotides long. It is a transcript of the gene PYY, whose product is annotated as pancreatic polypeptide. Gene Ontology annotation, cellular component: extracellular region. Gene Ontology annotation, molecular function: neuropeptide Y receptor binding; neuropeptide hormone activity. NCBI's taxonomy places the organism in Eukaryota, Metazoa, Chordata, Aves, Galliformes, Phasianidae. Gene Ontology annotation, biological process: feeding behavior; neuropeptide signaling pathway. The record is from RefSeq and is marked provisional.